UAGUCAAACCUAGACCUGUAUGAUCUUGGAUGAACAUAUGAAGUAUAUGAAGGUGUUAGUCGCGAGAUAGACGGAGGCUGUGUCGUCGCGGUCGCUAGGCUUGGGCGUCGCUGCGUCUCGGCGUCGCGCCGCGAGCGUUGCGCGCCGCGCCGUGCGCACUCGGCUCGGCUCCAGUCGCCACGCACGCUUGCCUCGCGCUCGGGCGCCCGCGACCCAGUCCGCUCUGACGUUUAAUCGAGCCGCCGGUGUGCCCUAUCGGACCGUGUCCGAUCCACCACCGCAACAUACAAUCUAUCAUAUUUUUAACGUAUCGGCGGAAUUGGGUGUGGGUGCCAAGAGUGGGUAGUGGUCACAGUGAGGUCUAGGCCGGGGUGUCUUGAAGCGGGCGGCAGCACGGGCAGUAGGCGGCGCGCGGCCGCGGGCAAGGCGCCACUGGGCCCGCCCGACCCAGCAGCUGGCUCUGUUUACAAGCCGCGCCUGCACUCGCGGGCCCCGUGCGUCCGCUCGCUGCAGCACGCAACUCAUUUUCUAUUCGACGCUGUGAAUUUUUAAGUUUGCGAACCACCGCCGACGUUAGAUUGAGGUAUUUGAAUGCUUACUAAAGUCGACUCUCGCUCGAGAGAAGUCGUAGUGCAAUAUUAGUGUCACGAACCGCUCAGAGCACAAGUAUCGAAUCCAAAUUGUCAUUCGAGUGAUAUCGCUACUUCAUAAAUAUGGGUGCUAAAGAAAGCGUGGAGGCUGCUAAAUUUUCUGCGCAAAAUUGGAACAAUUUUGAGCAUGGCGCCAGUGUGAGGCAUCAGCACCGGCACGGCACUCAGCGGUCGCAGAGUCUCAACCGCGGCCACUCGCUCUCACGCUCCGAUGGCACCUGGUGACAUCACGGAACCGCGGGCAGCAUAGUGCAGUGCGCCGAGUGCGGAACACGUACGAUGGGCAACAAGCUAUCGGCGUGCUCCUGCGCACCCAUCCUGCGCAAGGCGUACCGCUAUGAAGACAGCCCGUGGCAGAACUCGCGCCGCCGCGACGGACACCUAUUACGACUAUGGGCGGAAGUGUUCCACGUGUCCGCGUCCGGCGCGGGCACGGUCAAGUGGCAGCAGGUGUCGGAGGACCUGGUGCCGGUGAACAUCACGUGCGUGCAGGACUCGCCCGAGUGCGUGUUCCACAUCACCGCUUACAACUCGCAGGUCGACAAGAUCCUCGACGUGCGGCUAUUGCAACCUGGAACUCGUAUCGGCCAAGCAUCAGAAUGCUUCGUGUACUGGAAGGACCCCAUGACCAACGACACGUGGGGCCUCAACUUCACCUCGCCCAUCGACGCCAAGCAAUUCAAGGAGUGUUGCUCACCAUCCUUUAAAUUCUCGCGUAAGGCAUCUUCGAGCUACAGCCUAAAGCUAGAACCGCCGGGCAGCAAGCAGAAGAUGAAAGCCAAGAGGAAACCGCUCUCCACGCCGGCAAGUCCUAAUCGAUCCAGCUUGAACUAUCGCGAGCCGCAGUGCACAUGCAUGUCCCAGGAGCAGUAUGCACGGCUCAGGGCCCAAGAUCCACGAUACCGUUCCUCGACAUUGCCACGCACGUCAGCGCGUGCCAUGGAAGCUGAGGCGAGUGCGGCCGCCGCACGCACCGACAAGGUGGCUGCGGCGACGUCGUCCACCUCGCUGUACGACAACGUUACCGGCUCGCAACCAGCUCAUCAGCCGCCACCAAAACCCGCAGCUCGCCAGACUGACUCGCAGCCGCCGACGCGCCCCCCCAAGUCUCAGGAAACAUCUACUAUGACCACCAACACUUCUACGGCGCCUAAAACCGUUACCGCCUCCGUCGGCACACAUGGCACUAAUACCAACGAAGACCCCCAAGCGGCGGGCGGGGCCUCAACGCAGCACGGCCAGGACCUCAAGUCCGAAGGCGUGCAAGCUGGCGGGACGCUGACAACAUCCAAGUCCUCGUCUACAUCCACCAGGCCCGGCAAGGAACAUCUGCAGCACACCAAGAGCAUCGACUAUGGAGAUGGAAACGAAUCGUCGCGGGAAUCGGACCGGCACUCGAUCCACCAUCACAACGUCAUCAACAACAACACCUCGGGCUCGCGUCGCACAAAGUCAAAGAGCACAGAAGAUAUGAAUAUGGAUUCAAGCACACUAAAACGCAUGCUCAAGCCGAUGCCCUCAACGGAGAGUCCGGUGACAUCGCCAGAGAUGGGCCGACGGCGCUACGCCGGCGCAGGCCCGUGCCCGCCCGCAUGCGGCGCUCACCCGCACCGCCACGGCCCGCACCUGCACCACGCGCAUCACACGCACGUCGCCAACAACAAUAGCCGACCCUCCCAGCGGUAUUCCUCUGAUAGCCGCGGCGUGGGAGUAGGCGCCGCACCGAGCGGGUACCCCGGCCGCGGCCUGUACCUUGAGCUGGGCGGUGGAGGAGAGCGGGACAUGUCGCCGCCGUCGGACAACGUCAUGUUCGACAACCAGUGCUACGCGACCACGCCCUCGUCGUCGAAUGGCAACUCCGACCAGGAGCCGUGCCAGCGGCGAGAUGGCAGGCAACACCAUCAUCCGCAGCAAAAACCCUGCUUAUCCCGGCAAGCAUCUCAAUCCAGCGCCACGCCCGCACCCGGUUCGCCCACCUCACGUUUGCUUCUCGAGUAUGAGAUGCAUCUCCGCAACACGUUGGCUAAAGGCAUGGACGCUGAGAGCUACAGCCUCCACACCUUCGAGGCGUUGCUGAGCCAGAGCAUGGAGGAUCUAGGUGAGUGUUUCCACGAAUACAACGACAAUAUGCCGCCUUCGAAUCCGCGAAGCCCCUAUCCACCGCGACGUCGACCGAACCAAGAAUCCGUUCUACACUAUUUGAGAAACCUUACGGAGGCAGCCAUAAGGGCUAGAGGAGGUCCAGCGACGCAGUGUUCCGGCGGUGGAAGCCGGUCAUCCACGCUGCCGCUACCGCACCGGCUAGGCGUUGAGAGACAGCACAGCGCGCGAUCAGACCGCGACGGAUAUUACAGCGAUCGCAACGAGCUUAUGCGGGAGCGAGAGCGGGAGCGGGAGCGGGGCUACCUAAGUGAUCACAGUUCAAGAGACCGCAUUAGGGACCGGGAUCAAGGGUACCUGAGCGACCAUCAAUCAAGUUUUGUAAGCGCCUCCCGCUGCGCAUCCUGCAUCGGUGAAUCUGCGAGGGCGGCGUGGUACCGGCACUCGGAUGGCUGGCGGGGCGCGCCCCAGCCCGGCCCGCGCCGCUCCCCCUGGGAUUCCCUGCCCAGCUUACGGCACGAGGGCAGCCUUAACGACUCUGGCUAUAGGAGUAACAGAGCUGACAGUUUCGAACAGAGGGGCGUUUUUGAUCGGCAAGACAGCGUUCGAUCGGAGUAUACCAGCGAUCGAGAAUCGUCGCGCUACGGGAUAGUUCAGCAAGCCUCUAUUGACAGCACUGACUCCAGGAUAUGUUAUCUGACAUCUAGCGAGAUAUCGGACGACGAUCGUAUGUCACUGACGACGGCGGUGUCAGACGAAGAGGACCCUGGCGAGAGCGCGAUGAACUCACCGUACAAGGGCAAGCAGACUGGCGCUGCGGCGGCCUCUUUCAACUGCACCGGUGCUGUUAGAAAAGCUGGUUUCCUGAGUGUGAAGAAGUGGCUGCUACGCAAGAAACAUCAGAUCGAAUUAGCUCGAAAACGAGGUUGGAAGGGCUACUGGGUAUGCCUAAAAGGCACCACGCUCCUGUUCUACCCGUGCGACUCAAGGGAGGGCCGCUCCGUCGAGGCGGCGCCCAAACACCUGAUCAUUGUUGACGGAGCCAUUAUGCAGCCCAUCCCUGAGCAUCCGAAGCGUGAUUAUAUAUUCUGCCUGAGCACCGCGUUCGGCGAUGCGUAUUUAUUCCAAGCACCUUGCCAAGUGGAAUUGGAGAAUUGGGUGAACAGCAUACACAGCGCCUGUGCAGCAGCCUUCGCUAGGCAUCGCGGCAAGACCGGCACCCUCCAUCUGCUUCAAGAAGAAAUCUAUCGUCUCGAGAAAGCCAUUGAAUCUGACCACAAACUGAAACACAUGGCGGACCUGCAACAGUCCGUGGUGUCGGACCCGGAGACGCGGGCGCAGCUGGCGGUGCAGAUGCUGCAGUGGGAGGAAAACCUGGAACGGCUGCAUUGCGAACAGUUCCGGCUGAGGUGCUACAUGGCCAGCUUACAGAGCGGCGAACUGCCUAACCCUAAGUCCCUGCUCACACACGUGUCCCGCGGAACAAAGAGCACGCUGAACAAGCUGGGCGUGUUCACGGUGUCCUCGUUCCACGCGUUUAUCUGCGCGCGCUCGCCCUCGCUGCUGAACAACCUGCUGGCCGGCCGCGGCGCCACCAAGCGCAGGGCGCCGAACCUUUCGCGCUCCAACUCGGGCUCCAGCCGACGGUCUAUGCAGAUGUCACGCGAGGAAGGCGAGGCUGCGGUCAGGGUGUCCUUACCAGAAGGCACGACCGCAACAGUGGGGGUCCGCGAGGGCAUGACGGUGGAGGAGUUUCUGGCGUCCGCCUGCGCCCGACGCUCGCUCAACGCGCUCGAACACUUCGUCAGAGUGAAGAAACGCCGUGACAUGGAGGAUCACAAUUACUUCGUGCCGCAUCGUAGCGACCUCAUUGAGACUUACUUGCACACACACGAGGUAGUGGAGGUGUGUGCCAAGAUCCUAUACCAAGUGGAGCUGCAAAGGAACACGCUGGAGCAGAUGUGGGGCUUCAGCGUGGAGGCCGAGCUGAUCGAGAACGCCGAGCGACAGGACGAACUCUGCUGCUACGUCAGUCGUGUCGAGGACAAGAGUGUCGCCAUGCAAAACGGUAUAAUCAAAGGCGACGAGAUAAUGGUGAUCAACGGAGCGAUCGUAUCUGACCUAGAUAUGAUGUACUUGGAGAGCGUAUUGCAAGAGGAACUGUCGCUCGUCAUGAUGAUGAGAUCUUCGCGCACGGAACCGCCCGAGCUCUCGGGCAUGAUGCGAGCGGCCACCGACGACAUAAUCGACUCGCUCGUGUGCCCGCCGCCGCCAACCGACCCGCCUGUCAUCUCGGACGACAUGAUCUCCGGUCUGAUCGUCCCUGCGCCGGCUUGGAGCAAGGAGUUGUACAGCCCCGACCCGGACGGGCACGGGGACGUGUCCGGCCCGCCCAAAGUCAGCUCUCGGACCAACUCCUUCGAGAUCGAAAACCUGCUCAAGAAGUGUCCGCGUGGUCGUCAGAGCGCGGAGCAAGUGACGGGCUGGUGCCGGUCGCCUGCGGAGACGCGGCGCGGCAGCCCGACGGGCAGCGUGGCCAGCGCCGCCGCCGGGACGCCCUCACGACACCUCUCUGACGCUGACAAGCUGAGGAAAGUGCUGUCGGAACUCGUCGACACCGAACGCGCUUAUGUCAAGAAUCUAAACAACUUAUUAGAGAAUUACUUAGAGCCUCUGAAAAGGGAGACUUUUUUAUCGAACGCCGAGAUCAACGCGCUGUUCGGAAAUAUCCAGGAGAUUGUUACGUUCCAACGGCAAUUUCUGCAAAACUUAGAGGAAGCGCUUGAAUCGGAGCCUAACUUCCAUCACUUUGAAUUUUCAAACCAAUUUAAGAAUAUACUGUUCGCGGUGGGAAAUGCCUUCCUCUACUACGUAAAUCAUUUUAAAUUAUAUAGCUCGUUCUGCGCUAGUCACAGUAAAGCACAAAAAGUUUUACAUCCAAAUGAAGGCAAUCAGGCAUUGCAAGAAUUCUUGGCUGCCAGAAAUCCAAAACAACAACAUUCGUCAACUUUGGAGUCGUACUUAAUUAAACCAAUUCAGCGGAUACUUAAGUACCCAUUACUGCUCCAGCAAUUGAGAAAUUUGACUGAUGCAAAUUCUGAAGAACAUCUACAUUUAGUAGAGGCGUUGAAAGGUAUGGAGAAAGUUGCUGAACACAUUAAUGAGAUGCAACGAAUACAUGAAGAAUAUGGUGCUAUAUUUGAUCACUUGUUUAGACAACACCAAAAGUCUUGCAAGCAACCAAUAGACCUAAGUCCUGGUGAUUUGUUAUAUUACGGGGGUGUAGAAUGGUUAAAUAUUUCAGACUUUUUAGGUAAAAUAAAGAAAGGAUUGGAACUGCACGCUAUGUGCUUUGUAUUCAAAUCAGCCGUUGUCUUCCUCUGUAAAGAAAGACUGAGACAAAAGAAAAAGUUAAUGGGAGUGUCUUCAAAGAAUAAUUCAAACGAGGUAGAAAUAAUUCGAUACCAAGUGUUGAUUCCCGUGACAGAGGUCCAGGUUCGGGCUUCAUCUGCAAAGGAUAUGGACAGUCACUUCCUUUGGGAGCUCAUCCAUCUCCGCAGCCAGCUGCAGCGGCGCUCGGAGAAGGUCUACGUGCUGUCAAACAGUACCGCAGAUUUCCGCAACGCGUUCCUAAAGACGAUUCGGCAGAUCAUUCGUGAGUCGGUGCGCAACAUGGCGCUGCCUACGAACCGGCCAGCUCCCAUGCCGCCACGAGCACCGCAUACGCUCGAGCGAGACCGCCCUAGACACCAGGUGCAAGUCAUGCAAGGAUCUCAAACACUCGGGAAAACGAAAAAACCUAAAACCUCGGGACAGCGGUUAUCAGCCGGCAAUAUUGAGGUCGGCGAUCUUUCGCGCGAAAACUCCCAAGAUGCCGAUGAGCCACCUCAAGAGGUCGCAGACGAGCCUGCGUUCCGACACCGGAGCAAAACGCUCGGGGACGCCGCCGGUGAGUCCCGGAAAUAUACCCAAGCCAGUGUAAAGCGCGCGCCGCCGCCGCCGCCGCCCGACACCGACAAGUCCGACCCCGGCUCCAAGUCGGAGGGAGAGGACGAGCACCCGCAACCUCCUCCCAAGCGAGGGUUAGGCAGAACUCCCAACCAUCUGACAUUAAGCACGACGUCGACGUUGAGUGCCGGCAGCACCGGCAGCCAGGCCAAGUUGAUCCAGUCCUCGCACCAGCCUACGCAGUACCAGCCUACUAUGGUCAAAGAACUGGGUAAGCAGGAAUCACAGUCACUUAAAUCCUCGCCAGAAAGAAAAAGCUCCACAACUUCUGAGAAAAAGAUAAAAGUCAUCCGGUCAUGCAGCGGCAGUAGUAUCAAUAGGGAUAAGUCGCCCAACAGAUCCAUGGAUCCAUCGCCAGAUCGAGACCGUGUCACUAAAGUUAUAGUCUGUAAAUCUCCUAACAAAUCGAGCUUGAAACACAGCAAAACUUUACAUCGGUCACCUAGAGGUAGCAUUGAUCAGUCCAAGUCACCCCGUGGAUCCAUUGAUAAGUCUCGCUCCCCGCAACAAAGUUUUGAUGGAUCUAGAUCUCCACGCGGCAGCAUUAUGAAAUCUCGAGAGAACAGCAUGGACAGGUCUCGUUCCCCCAAACCGGCUCCUAAGAAGGGAAUAAUGAGAACCCCUCAGGCGAGUUUUGACAGAUCACCCUGUAAAUCACCUAAUGUGAGCCGUCGGUCUUCGAAAUCGAGCGGGGAAAAACUGGCUAGGCUUGGAACUAACUCGCUAGACAGAAUGACACACUACUCCCAACUUGCUAAAGCAGAAGACAAGGCAAUCAAGAUGGGUAUCGUAGUGUCAAAGUCGACGGAAUCAAUUACUAAAGCCAUCGAACACCCAACCUGUGUGCAAUGCUACCUUUCUGGGAAAAAGCAAAGCAAAACCUCCUAGCAUAAGCCUAGGGGCAAGUCCCCUAAGUCAAGGCGAAAGACUUUGACUGCCCAUCAUUCGAUUCUGACCUCUUCGGACAGAAGCAGCAUCGAAACUCUCGAAGACGUGCCCGUUCGAGAUAUUUGCACCAACAACCGUCAUUACGAGAGGAAUGAAUUCGAUCAAAUACACGUCUAAGCAGAUGCGCAACCAAGUUUCCGAAUGAGUUUUGGUUAUUAAUAAUGAUUACUAGUCGA
Molecule: messenger RNA, 7882 nt
Organism: Cydia amplana
Lineage: Eukaryota; Metazoa; Arthropoda; Insecta; Lepidoptera; Tortricidae
Gene: sif
Product: protein still life, isoform SIF type 1
Exons: 43
Coding region: 930-7646 (2238 amino acids)
Biological process (GO): positive regulation of axonogenesis; small GTPase-mediated signal transduction; activation of GTPase activity
Cellular component (GO): synapse; membrane
Molecular function (GO): protein binding; guanyl-nucleotide exchange factor activity
Source: RefSeq, a predicted model, not a curated record